AUGACUGUAUACGACACAUCACGUUACCAACAACAGCUUCAGCAGCAGCAACAACAGCAGCAGCAACUGCGAAUACGCCAGCAACAACAGCAGCAACAACAACAAGCUGCUGCUGCGGCGGCCGCUGCGGUGGCUGCUGUAGCAAUCGCCGCGAUGCAGGGUUCAUCAGGCAAACUAGCACCAACUUCUACCGGGACCACUUCAGCUGGUAAAUCUUCGCUCAGUGCUCUUCCAGGUACGUCUGCGGUUCGACUUCCUCCUCGAUCGUGUUAUUCUUCCGGUGAUGAGGAACCUGCUUCGAGUAACACUCAACCUGUACUGGCCGGCCCGGUACAAUACCGGACAACGGGUUUGAACCCGGCGGUUGCGGUGUCCGGUCCUACUAUGCGUUCUAACCAACAACAGCAACAACAACCGCAGCAGCCCCAAGCGGCCGAACCGAGCUCUACUGGAAUGAAUCAACAAUUGAUGAACCAGUUGGCUAAACUGCAGUCGUUAAGUGUUUCCACUGAGGAUUAUGCCAACUAUCAAAGUCUAGAAGCAUUACUUGGUCAUACAUAUCAANCGGCACCAGCACAACCAAUGGAGGCUAUCAAUUUUCCUGAUGCCCUCAAUUUUUCCCAAUUGGACGAGUCUGAUUUGCGAAAACCAACUCCCAAUUUGUUGGAUACUGGCUUGAUCGUAAAUGCUGCUCCACCGAACGAGUGGAAAAUAUUAUGCAAAUUUCAAAGCGAUCCAAUAGCCAAUGGUGAUCAUUGGAUUCUGGAGAAUUAUAAGAAAGAUUCAUGA
Messenger RNA from Echinostoma caproni, 789 nucleotides. Lineage: Eukaryota; Metazoa; Platyhelminthes; Trematoda; Plagiorchiida; Echinostomatidae. The record is from the annotation of a GenBank genome assembly.